This is a messenger RNA of Penicillium pulvis, 1494 nucleotides long. Its product is annotated as Zn(II)2Cys6 transcription factor. NCBI's taxonomy places the organism in Eukaryota, Fungi, Ascomycota, Eurotiomycetes, Eurotiales, Aspergillaceae. The transcript has a single exon. Bases 1 to 1494 code for a protein of 497 amino acids. The record is from RefSeq and is a predicted model, not a curated record. Gene Ontology annotation, biological process: regulation of DNA-templated transcription. Gene Ontology annotation, molecular function: DNA-binding transcription factor activity, RNA polymerase II-specific; zinc ion binding.
AUGGUCGUGAAGGCUUGCAAUCGAUGCCAUGCCGCCAAAGAGAAAUGCACCUUCAACGGCAGUGAUCAACAAUGCUCAAGAUGUCGCCGGUUGAAGAUUCCAUGUUCAAUAUCGCGUCGCAGCGGUCGCAUCGGCCGCAGACCGUCCGCCAAGGCAUUUCCACACGGUCAAAUGCAGGUCUGGAGCGUGGAGACUCGAGACCAGCACAGCGAGUCCGAAGCAAGCAGUAGCAAGGUGCCAUCGCGUGCGCCAAGCCGAGGGUCCGACGCAAGCUCUCAAUCUGAUGCCACAGAAGAGCUGGGCACACCAAAUAAUAAUAAUAUGAUGAUGCUGUCGCCCGAGCGGCUGAUUGCUUGUCCAAAAAAACUUCAAACACAGGCGGACGCACUGCAGACGGUGUUGGACGUGGAGCAAUUUUCAGUCAUUCAUACGCCUUUCAUGCUGGGAUCCAGCUUUAUACCCGAGGCGCAGAAGACCGUGUAUACCAUUUUGACUUUAUCCGGACCGACGCUGACGGAAGGAUAUCUGGCUUUCCUGGGGAUGAUGACUCGGCACCAAAGAUCGCUCGUCUUGCGUCCACAGCAACCGGAUAUGCGCAAGGCGGCGAAGGGAUUGCAGCGCUUGCGGGACGUUACUAUUCGCAACGAUUAUGAUGCAGCUUGUACGCUGUUUCUCGGGCAGACGAUGUACGUGUUCAACGUGCUCACCGCUCCGUACUCGAAUACCGCACAUUCCAUCGUUCGGAGUGCGCUUCUGUCGGCCAAAUCGUGGUUCUCCCGACUGGUGCAAUAUCCGAUCAUGGAAAGCAUUAUCAUGUCUCCGAUGUUGAUCGAUACGGUCGAAUGUUUGACCCAUCGUGAAGUUCCGAUAAUUCGAUUCCCUGAUACAGAACGCAUUAUUAUUGAUCGAUACGCGGGGAUUUGUGCGACACUCUUACCUCAUCUCUAUGACAUUUGCGAAUGUAGUCAUCUGUGGAAAAAUAGCGUGCUAGAUGACAGUGCCACAUAUACCGGAUAUUAUGAGCAGCUCGCAGUGAUCGAGCAACGAAUCCAGGACUGGGUGCCUCCGACACCACCUGAGCUGUAUAAGAAUUUCGGGCAACAUGAGGUGUUGGCGAUAGUCACGCAAGCAAAUGUGUACCGUCUCGCGGCACUGUUAGUUAUCCAUCGGCUUCGAUAUCCGCUGGGGGUGGAAGACGAGACGGCCAGAGUGCUGGCCGAGAGCAUUUUUGCCGCGAUGGAACUGUUUAGCGUAUCCGCGGCCGAGAAAGCCACUGCAUUCCCUAUGGUCUUUCCAAUAACCAUGGCGAUGCUGGAGAUUGAAGGACCAGGCGAAGCAUUGUUGGAUAAAUUAUCGUCAUUUACCGUGCAAGCGACAAGUGCAUCAAGACUGAAGGGAUUUGUAGAGCAGAUCAGAACAGCCCGGGAGACAGGAUAUGAGGGGGUCUGGUUCGAAUUAGUGGAUACCCAGCUGCAGGUAGCGAUGCCGCCCUAG